AUGAAUGAAGACCGUAUGAACUCUAAUAUCAACCGAGGCGUUGGCUCUGCCAAGGAAUCUGCUGGCAACAUGAUGGGCAACAAGAAAAUGGAAACUGAAGGUCAAGCUCAACGCCAAGGUGGUAAAAUGCAAGAAAUGGAAGCCAAGGCUGGUGAAAUGUGGGAUGAUGCCAAGCAAAAAAUGGAAGGUGCUUUCAAAGGCAUCAACAAGUCUACCUCCGGCAACACCAACCAAAGCAAUCGUUAA
Molecule: messenger RNA, 246 nt
Organism: Lichtheimia ornata
Lineage: Eukaryota; Fungi; Mucoromycota; Mucoromycetes; Mucorales; Lichtheimiaceae
Exons: 1
Coding region: 1-246 (81 amino acids)
Source: RefSeq, a predicted model, not a curated record